GUGACUAUUUAGAUCCUGUUGUACUUUUCGAGUUCCCUCUCGUUGUGUUACAUGUAAUAUAUUCUUCCGAUUUUUCUUGAAGAUUCAGGGAAUGGAGUCUUUCCGGACAAGGACUUUAUCGUCGGGAGAGGAUGUCUCUGAAAUCAUAAGUAGAACGCCUGAACAUACAAAUCGUAAUUCUCACAAUAAUCACAAAGGUAUCAACAAUAUUUCUUCGUUAUGGAGUGGUUUCACUGUUCACACAAAAGCUGACGAUAGCGACGAACAUUCAGUGGAGAAAAAGACUCUAAGAGACCACAGCUAUAUUUACACGUUUUUGUCAACAGUUCUUUUUACUGUCGCCCUAAUCGUGGAGAAGAUCUUUCAUUUUAAGCUCUUUGAAAGCAGCCAUGCUUCAAUAUUCUUCUUCUGGUUUGAAAGUUGUGCGAUCGCUCUCUUCUUUAGAUUCUGGGGAAGAAAGCGAAUACGAAGGUAAGUAAAGCAUUGAGCGAGAGUUAAAUCAACAGCUGGUUAGGUAAAUAUUUACAUAGACGGGAAGUCUCACCGGAGGAACGAUUGUAAGGAGCGUUUUUUAUGUCUGAGGACCUUAGUGGACAAACAUCGUCCAACGUGCACGCGCGUCACUUUUAAAGAAACCUCAGAAAGCUUUAUAUCACGGUAAGCUUGCAUGUUUAAAUUAUAGAUUAUGAAAAUAACAAAAUUUUCUCAGUUUUUGUUUUGAUAGCCGCGCGCGAGCCUUAAAACACAAAACUGACUGUGUUUUCUUUACUGGAUUACAAGCGUUUGCCUUACCGCUUUCCAAACAAACUGGAUAGUAACACCCAAUUGGUAAUGGGCUAUCAGUUAUUGUGUGCGGCUUUUUCUAUAUAUCUUAUUGGUUCCUGGGAAAGUCAAUUUGAAGUUGGACAAAAGAAAGUAUUUAGGUUGUUGUCAGUCACCAAGACUUCAGGAGAGAAAUAUUUAAAAUUUCGUAAAAGCCUCACACACUUUGGUGUGUUAAUAGCUGAUGAACAUUCUGGCCAAUUUUCAUGAAGAUCUUAUAAAUCUAUAUAAUAUAUUAAUAUGUCUUAACAGAGGUAACUUGUGUUUAAAAAACCUGAAAUUUUUGGUCUCUUAAGAAAUUCCUGAUCUUUGCACCUCACUUAAGUGCCCGUCGAUGCGUUCAUGCUACCUACCAAUGAAACGCAACAUGGAACCUCCUGGCAAGUCAUGUAACAGAGGACUUUGAAAUUCACAGGAAAGUUCACUUUGCAAAAUGGUUAAAUCAGAUCUACUAUGAAUUAAACAAAGUCCAAAACUUCAUCAAAAAAUUGAAAGGAAAAGUAGGUAAUUGGGAUUUCAAGCUACUUCAAUUUCUUAUGCUCAGGCUCUUGGCAACUUUUCUCUGUUUGAUGGUUUGAUGAAGACUCUCAUUUCUCAGUGUUAUGCAAAAUAUACCAGAAAUUCCCUUUUGUUAUGCUGUGCAAAACAUUCUUUUAGUGGUAUCUCAUGUUAUUUUUAAGAUUUUGCAAUUAUUUGUUCAGCAAACUAGACGGCAAUUGCAGUAACUAUAAGGACAUGACACCACUGAUCAAGAAGUCAAUAACAGAAAGUGUUUACAAGAAUUGUCACUUAGUAUUUUGCAAUUAAUUUGACUGAGUGUGUAAAGUGCAGAAUCGGUCAAAAGACUGAGUCUUUUUUUUAAAUAAAAUAUUUAGGUAAUACAUAUAGUGUCCUUAGGAGGGGUGGGAAAGACUAAUUGGGUAUCAAAAGUAAUUCAGAAUAUCUGGGAUUACAUGGGUCUUUUACUUCUCUUUGCUUUCUGAAUGGUAUAAAAAUUAUUUGCACCUUCACAACAAUAACGUCUCUUACUUAAACCUGUUGUGACUCAAAUUUGUACAUGUUUACUUGUAUUUACCAUGAGUUUUCAUUGCCUUCUUGGAAUGCUUUCUGUUGUUCUGAUUGGAUCUUUUGCUUCUGCUGGGUUUGGUUUAAACCUUUACACCCCAACAUCAGUAUACACAUUCUCUAUACUUGUCUCUAUACAUUUCCAAGGAGAAUUUGUUUAACAAUCAAGAGCUUCUUUAGUUGAUGGUCAUUUCCUUUAUUCCUAUGACCUUAAUGUGUGAUUGAGGGUUAGAAAUUGUAAGGAGAAAUUAGAUGUUAGUCACUCUUAGGGGUCAAAAGGUUAAGAAUGUUCAAACGAAAAGAACUUUACUAGGAUUGGUGGAUCUGUUGAAAAUAACUAUAUUCCUACUUAAUUUCGUAUGUACUUCAUUUUGCAUUUUGUGGUGUAAAAAAAAUCACAAAAUUUAAGACUCAUGAAGGAAAAUCCUUGUGGAAUUUACACGCACAAAAUUUAAUACCCAUCUAGAAAAGUUAAGACAUUUUGAAAAAGAAAAUGAAGUUGACAUUGCUUGUUUCACAAAAUUCAAGGCCCUAUUUUCAUAUUUGCCUGUUGAAAUUGCGAAAAGUUAAACCCAGUUAAGUACCGUUUUGCCAAAUUUGCAAAAUUGAGCACAUGCUAAAUUAAGUAUGAAUAAGGUAAAUAAUAUGAGAAGCUGAAACAUGCAAAUAUUUUGAUUGGUUCUUAACUAUGAUCUUUUGAAGGACAGAUAAAGAGAUGACAUCAUCAUUAUUAAUUUUUGCCUCUUCUUUAUUAAAAAAAAAAACAAAUAGAUUCCAUGUCGCCAUGGGUCUGUUAAGUAAAAGAUCACAAAAGUCAUCCAAAGGUGAUAAGAACAUUGACACACUUAGGUGUACUCUGUGUGCCAUUCACAUUUGGCAUCAUCUGUGAUCUAUUACUGUUCAUCUUGUGCAGGGAGCUGUGGUAUUAAUUUUUUCAAGUUUUCUUUGUCUUUUCUUGCAUUAGUUCAAUGUUUAGUCUGUAAUGAUCUGUGUACACUUACUGACGUCAAACUUACAGCUUCUCUAUAUUGUUUAUUUUCAGUUUCAGGAGCCAAGCAAGACAUUUUUUCCCCAUGCUCUUUUUACAUGUAGUUUCCGUGACCAUCUUUUCUCUGGAUUUUAAUACAUCAAACUUUAGAGUAUCAGGAGGUUCUGCAGCAUAUAUGGUAUGUAUCAGUUCUUGUUGCUAAUCAAUUGAAAAAUAUGAACGCCAUCUCUUGUGGGAAGAGAACAGUUUUCCAAGAGUUAAACUCAAGGAAAACUGUGGGUUUGGCUAUUCUCUGGAAGGUAUCAUUAAGAUUUUCUCCAGUAGUCCAUUUUACAGUUGCAUGCUUAGUUGCUAAGCCUUUGAACAGGAGUGAGGCUAAGGGUGACCUGGUUAUGUUACAAACAUUGCUGCUUUUCAAAUGUAGAUUACUUUGUUAUCAUGCCAACUAGAUACUGGUCCCCAUCACAACAAGGUCACCUUCAGCCUCACUCCAAAUCAAAGGCUUGGCAACUACAUGUAAGUACACAACUGUAAAAUAGCCUAUUUUGUAUUGGAUAUUUAUGAUCAAGUGGCAUUUUAAGAAUGUAGGAGAUGUGUUGAGUGUCUCGCAUUGUGGAGGUCUGGGCUCAAGACCUGGUCCAAUUCAAGUCAUUGUGUUUUAUGUGUGGGCAAAAAUACUUCACUUUCACAGCAGCUCUCUCUGCCUAGGAGUAUGAAUGGGUACUGGUGAAUUUUCUGGGAACCCUGAUGAAAUGCUGAGGGGUAACCUUGCGAUAGAUUGACAUCCCAUCCUGGGGGUGGGGAGGGGGGGAGUAGUAAUCCUCUUAGUAGUUUCAUGCCAUAGAACCUGGCAUAAGCUCCUGCUGGAUGGGUCACUUGACUCAAGUACAGAUGUUACCUACUUACCUACCUGUGGUAGUGAAACUGUUUGAUCUGUUAUGGUAUGAAUUAAUGUUUGAUCAAUUGUUGAAUUAUAACCAAUUUGUAUUUAUCUGUCCCAGCUAUCACUUGCCCUAACACCAGCGAUGGUUCUACUAGCAUCAUGGUUGACCAGUCGUCAGUGUUAUAAUGACAGGAUUGUCAUAUUUGUGGUUAUUCUAUGUUCACUUCUCGUGGUUCUCUUCUGCUCACUUGAGGAUUCAACAGCAAAAUUCAAAGUGUCAUUUAGUGAUGGUGUCUUUGCCUUGAUGAUGAGUGCUUCUUUGGCUUUUUUUACUGUGCAUGCAAAACGCUUUCUGCAUAAGGUAUGUAUCUAUAUGCAGGUCUUAGGCAAUUUUUUUUCUGUACAUAGAAAAGUGUAUUUGUCCAGGGUAUUUAUAUGUCAUUAAACAUGUCUGUAAUGUAGGUUAUUAGUUCAAGCAUAGUUUCUUAGAAUUAAAAAAAAAAAAAACUAUAUAAACUGGUAAAUUUAUGUCAAUUAACUAAGGGACUAGUUAUUAAGAAAACUUCAUUCAAGCCCUACUCUGUACUUGUAAUAAAUCUUCUUUUAUUUGUUAAUAUUAUUAACUUUGCAAUUUCUUUUUCAAAGGAUCUCUAUAGCCUUAAUUCUUACAAGUACCACUGGAAUGUGUUUAUUGUUCACUUAACCCUUUAAUUCCCAGAUCAAAUUUUUCAUUCUCCUCACUUUGAACCACACAGUUCUUGUAAUGUUAGUUCAGAGAAUUUAGUAUUGGAUCAACUAAUUAUCCCCAAAUUUAUAUUUUUCUUUAUUCUCAUCACUUAUCUGGUUGAUAUUGUAUUGAUAUUGUAAGGAGAAAUUCUGUCUUGGUCACUCAUGGAAUUUAAAGGGUUAAUAAAUGUACUUAGUGACUGUGAUUUCUUAUCUGUUGCAGGCUUCACAUCCAGAGCUACUCUAUUUGUUAAAUUUCAGCUGUGUUGUAUGUCUACCAUUUAUUGCCUUGUUGUUUGGUGAGGUUCCUGCUCUGGAACUGGAGGUGUCACAGAGAGGAAUGGUGAAUGUCAUCUUCAGUGUGUUCUUUCUGGUGAGUCUACUUAACUUAUAGCACUUUGGCAUUGUUGAUUUUCUGUAGUACUUGAAAAAUGCACACAAAAACUUCAUCUUUGUUGGGUAAUCAAAUUAUUUCAAGUGCAAUUUGGAAUAAAUAAGCACAUUUUUUUUUGAAAAAAAACAUAUUCUGUCAAAACAACCAUUGUUCUUUUUCAAGUUACAAAAAAUGUUCGAAGCUCAUGUACUCAAAUUUCUCCCGUUCUAGCUCUGAUUAACUUUUCUGCACUAAAUUAAUUCUCUUGUGCAUUGCAUUACCAGAAAACUGUAACACUUUUAACCAACCGGAUUGAAGAAAAUUUAAUACUUAUUAUUAGUUAUGAUUGGUUUGCGGCAGGGUUUUUCUUUUCAAUUGAUGCAUUGUAGACAGGAUGAUUAAGCACAUAUAGAAUAUCAUUAAUGAUGGUGGUACGACUGAGUGGAGUCCAAUUCAGUUUGCAAUCCUACGAGUGAUAUACAAAAUUGGAUGACCCCAAGGGGGAGAGUUAAAUAUGUCAAUUUGGAAGCAUUGGAAAUUGUUAAGCGCUCUCCACUCGGGGCGAUUGUUAGGGCAUUAAAAGCGUGUUGAGCUUGCGCUUCCUGUGCGUUUGUCUGGAAAUCUAUUCUACUACACAAGUGUAGUUCAGGUCUAACAUAAUGAUCAGCUCCCAGUUGGCUUGUUAGCUCAGUUGGUAGAGCGCUGCACCGGUAUCGCAGAGGCCAUGGGUUCAAAUCCCGUACAGGCCUGAAUUUUUUUCAGGUCUUAUUUCAAUUAUUAGUUCAGUAGUGUUCAUAGCUGCGAGGGUCGCUUAUAUUCGUUUCUUCACCGCAGUGCACAUAUAUGAUUUUCAUAUAUUUACAGCCAUUAUUCUAACAAAAUUGUUACCGUCUCUUAUGCAAGGGUGUUUAAACGUUCGUUUGGUUUUUGCCUUUCAGGCUGUCCUUCGUUUAACCAGUCAAGCUGCUCUCCUUUAUCAGCUUAAGUUCUCUACUCCUCUUCUCAGUACUAACACUCAAGGUUUUGCGUGGAUUUGGAUCACAAUAGCAAUCACGUUUUUAACCAAGUCUGAAAAAGGCGAUCUCAUGAUGCCGGUGUUCGCGGCGUUUUGGUUGUAUGGACUAUUUAUAUUUCUACCUUCCUUGUUUUCUGACCUUCGGUGGAUAUAAACCAAGGGGUAGAAUGACGAUAGAACAGAAAAAAGACCUGAAAUCCUUGGGAACUAACGAAGGAGACGAGUUGUCGAUAAACAUUUGGACUGUUUUUGAUACAAGUUUAACACAGAGCGGUCAAACGUCCACGCAUGUGCGAACGUUGUAAUGCUUUCAGGCUUUCAGAACCCAAUUUUGCCUUGUAAAUUGGCGCGCGGUGGGUCAGAAUUGAUCCCCUCGCGCAUGUCCGACGUUUUACCUCUGUGUCCAAGUUAAAUUACCGUUGAAGUUAGGGAAUCGCGAAAGAUUUGUUUGGUAAGACGCGAUUUUAAUUUUUCUACAAAAUGCUUUACUUUCUAAUUGCCGUGUUAUGGCAUCGAAAUUCUUCACUUUUUGUGAAUGUAGGUUUUUGAAAGAGCUAGUUCUAGCCUUUUUCAGUCUUUUGGUCAACGGAAACUCGCGAAAGAGCUGGUGAUUGAAAAACGGCGAGAGCCAAGAACUAGCAAAAGGAGUUAGGUUUCCCUUAAUGAUUCUCUACCGGUUGUGUACCGAUUAUUUAAC
Messenger RNA from Pocillopora meandrina, 6569 nucleotides. The record is from the annotation of a GenBank genome assembly. Lineage: Eukaryota; Metazoa; Cnidaria; Anthozoa; Scleractinia; Pocilloporidae.